Cuscuta epithymum is the source of this 958-nucleotide messenger RNA. The record is from the annotation of a GenBank genome assembly. Lineage: Eukaryota; Viridiplantae; Streptophyta; Magnoliopsida; Solanales; Convolvulaceae.
CAUGUAGAUACUCUGUAUAUAAGUCGUACCGUCACCCACUAGUAAAAGAAGGUGGGAGACAGAGGACGGAUAUGAGGCCAAAGGUUUAUCUCUUCGGAGACUCCAUCACGGAAUUUUCUUUCGAGAAUGGUGGCUGGGGCGCUGCCCUCGCCAAUCACUUCCGCUGCACGGCUGAUGUGGUGCUGAGAGGCUACAGCGGUUACAACACAAGAUGGGCUCUGAGGAUUCUCGACAAGGCGGCGUUCCCGGCAGAGGAGUGUGCGGGUUCGCCGCCGCUGGCGGUGACGGUGUUUUUCGGUGCCAACGACGCCUCUCUUCCGGAUCGAUCAUCUGCCUUCCAGCACGUGCCUGUUGAUGAGUACCAGAACAAUCUGCGCUCCAUUGUCUCCUUCUUCAAGGAAAGAUGGCCAACGGUGCUUGUUAUCCUCCUUACACCGCCCCCGAUUGAUGAAGCAGCACGCCUUCUUCAACCGUUUGGUAAGAACAAAUCUGGCCUUCCUGAAAGGACAAAUGAAGCUGCAGGAGCUUACGCCAAAGCGUGUAUUGAUGUUGCCUCAGAGUUUGGAGUUCCAUCUGUGGAUCUCUGGACCAAAGUUCAGCAAGUUUCAGACUGGAAAAAAACUUGUUUGAGGCCGUAACUCUGUUGCUGUCUGGAGCGCAAGCACAACCUUGAACGCAAAGUAAAUUUAAAGCCGUGUUCAAUAUUGAUUAAUAUGAUCUUACCUUAAUUAAAAUGCAGCGAUGGUUUGCACUUGGCUCGUGCGGGAAAUAGUGUUGUGUUUGAUGAGGUGGUGCAUGUGCUCAAGAAACAAGGGCGCAAUGCAGAAUCUCUGCCAUCAGAUUUUCCCAUCAUUGACAAAGACAUUGAUCCAAAUGACCCUCUUAAAUCUUUUUAAAACAAAUGUCAUUUGUAUCUUAUCCAAUGUAAGCGACUAUAUUUUAAAUAAAAGAAUCAAAU